Messenger RNA from Mollisia scopiformis, 1988 nucleotides. RefSeq names its product alcohol oxidase. Lineage: Eukaryota; Fungi; Ascomycota; Leotiomycetes; Helotiales; Mollisiaceae. The transcript has a single exon. The record is from RefSeq and is a predicted model, not a curated record. The annotation marks the transcript as partial. Gene Ontology annotation, molecular function: flavin adenine dinucleotide binding; oxidoreductase activity, acting on CH-OH group of donors.
UCUUCGCAGACUCAUGAGUAUCUUCACCAACGAGCCUCAGACAUAACUCUCGAGGACUACGAAUAUGUUAUUGUAGGCUCCGGCCCUGGUGGUUCGCCACUAGCUGCUCGACUUGCUCUCGCUGGCUACAAAGUCUUGCUUAUCGAUGCUGGAGGUGAUUACGGAAACGCAACUAUUCUACAAGUACCGGCUCUCCACCCUUUUGCAUCCGAGUAUGAGCCUAUCACUUGGGACUUCUUUGUUCAGCACUAUGCAGAUUUGGAACAACAGAAAAUGGAUUCCAAGAUGACCUAUAAACUACCUGAUGGCAGCUACUAUGUUGGCUUGAACCCACCCGAAGAUGCAACCCCGCUGGGAAUCUUGUAUCCUAGAGCUGGGACUCUAGGUGGUUGCUCAGAGCACAAUGCUCUCAUCAUGAUCUAUCCCCACGAAAUCGAUUGGCAAUACAUCCAGAACAUCACGGGCGAUGAUUCGUGGUCUCCAGCUAAUAUGCGAACCUACUACGAAAGACUGGAGAAUUGUCAUUAUCUCCCAAACAGUGUCAUUGGACAUGGAUUCGAUGGGUGGAUGCCUACCACUGUGACAAAUCCAGAGUUGAUCGUACAAGAUCAAAAAGUACUCUCUUUGGUACUUGCAGCAGCUACAACUAUGGGUCAAAACUGGGGUCUUUUGGGCAAGAUCAUCACCACUGUCGCGGGACUAGCCGAAAUAUUGCUAUUGGAUAUUAAUAAUCCAUCUCCGGAACGUUACAAUACCGAAGCUCUCUACCAAGUUCCUCUCUCCAUGAAUUUCCCCGAAUAUUCAAGAGCUUCUCCUCGAGAAUGGGUAUUGAGUAUCGCUAAUGCAAAAAACGCUGAUGGCUCGCGGAAAUAUCACCUUGAUCUCCAAAUCAACACUCUUGUCACCAAGGUCACUUUCAAUACUACAGGACCCACUCCCAGAGCCACUGGUGUUGAGUUCCUUGUGGGCCAGAGUCUAUAUCGUGCCGACCCACGCAGCAAUGCUUCAACGCCAAACGGAACUCCUAGAAGCGUCAAGGCGACGCGAGAAGUCAUUGUUUCUGGUGGAGCAUUCAACACUCCACAAAUCCUCAAGCUCAGUGGUAUAGGUCCAGCCGCGGAACUCAACAGCUUCGGCAUACUAGUAAUCAAAGACCUUCCCGGAGUAGGUACCAACUUGCAAGACCGCUACGAGAUCGGUGUCGUCGGAAAAUCCAGCUCAAAUUUCUCUCUCCUACAAGACUGCACCUAUCUACAAGGUUACGACCCUUGCCUCGUCCAAUGGGAAGACGUACCCCUCCUCAAAGGCGCCUAUUCAACCAACGGCAUCGCACUCGCCUACCCAAAGCAUUCCUCCAUCGCAGUCGACGUCCCGGAUCUCUACCUCGGCGGCGUACCAGCGUACUUCAAAGGCUACUUCCCGAAAUACGCAGAGUUCGCUACAGCAGACAAAAGUAUCUGGACCUGGUUGACUCUGAAAGCACACUCUCGCAACAAUGCUGGUACUGUACAGCUGAGAUCGGCUGAUCCGCGCGAUACCCCUAACAUUACAUUCAACUCUUUCAAUGGUGCUGGCGGAGAAGAGGACCUACAGGCCGUGUACGAAGGAAUGCAGUUCGGGAUAGAAGCGUUCGAGAAUUUGAUCCCUCUCGAUGGAGGAUUCGAAAGGGUCUGGCCAACGCCCAACAUCACAUCGGAAGCCGAUCUAAAAGAGUUUGCGCGAAACGAGGCGUGGGGACAUCAUGCAUCUUGUACUUGUCCCAUUGGAGCCGAUGAUGAUGAGAUGGCGGUAUUAGAUGCGGACUUCAGGGUGAGGGGCGUCGAUGGGUUGAGGGUUGUGGAUGCGUCUGUGUUUCCUAAGAUUCCUGGAUUUUAUAUCGUCCUUCCGAUUUAUAUGAUUAGUGAGAAGGCUGCGGAUGUGAUUAUUGCCGCUGCUGGUGCUUCUUAACGGGAUGUUAGAGUACUGCCGUGUUGGCACUGUUUUCCGAU